AUGGAGUACUCGCCGAAGCUAGCAGUAGUGGUGCUCUUAGCUCUCGCGUCCGCCAUGGCGGUCACGGCCCAGAACUCGGAGCAGGACUUCGUGGACGCCCACAACGCGGCGCGCGCUGACGUGGGCCUUGGGGAGGUGACAUGGGACGCUACCGUGGCAGCCUUCGCGCAGGACUACGCGGAUCAGCGCCGCGGCGACUGCCAGCUGGUACAUUCAGGCGGGCAGUACGGGGAGAACCUCUACGGAGGCGGCGGCGGCGGGACCGGAUGGACGGCGAUGGACGCCGUGAAUUCAUGGGUGUCGGAGAAGCAGUACUACGACCACAGCAGCAACAGCUGCUCGGCGCCGGCGGACAAGUCGUGCUUGCACUACACGCAGGUGGUGUGGCGCGACUCGACGGCCAUCGGUUGCGCCCGCGUCGUCUGCGACAGCGGCGACGGUGUGUUCAUCAUCUGCAGCUACAACCCGCCAGGCAACUUCCCCGGGGUGAGCCCGUACUAGGCUAUAUGCAUCAUGCAUGCAUGCAUGCGAGUGUGCAUGUACGUACGGCGUAUUGCAUAAAUAAAAUGAUUAAGCUGUGAUAACUACAGUGUGAUCAGAUGAGAUAUAUAAAUA
Molecule: messenger RNA, 615 nt
Organism: Triticum aestivum (bread wheat)
Lineage: Eukaryota; Viridiplantae; Streptophyta; Magnoliopsida; Poales; Poaceae
Product: pathogenesis-related protein 1-like
Exons: 1
Coding region: 1-501 (166 amino acids)
Cellular component (GO): extracellular region
Source: RefSeq, a predicted model, not a curated record